Alosa sapidissima (American shad) is the source of this 4879-nucleotide messenger RNA. It is a transcript of the gene csrnp3, whose product is annotated as cysteine-serine-rich nuclear protein 3. Bases 688 to 2763 code for a protein of 691 amino acids. NCBI's taxonomy places the organism in Eukaryota, Metazoa, Chordata, Actinopteri, Clupeiformes, Clupeidae. Gene Ontology annotation, molecular function: sequence-specific DNA binding; DNA-binding transcription factor activity, RNA polymerase II-specific. Gene Ontology annotation, cellular component: nucleus. The record is from RefSeq and is a predicted model, not a curated record. Gene Ontology annotation, biological process: regulation of transcription by RNA polymerase II. The transcript is spliced from 5 exons.
GCAGGCACACAGGCACGCCUGAGUCUCUCUCAGACAUCCCACCCAUGUGAUCUCACUGCUGCCUGCCUGCUCUCCAGUCGGGCUCCAGCCCUGCAGCCGGCUGCAGCUAAUGAGUCUUUGUGUGGCUGGAGCGAACGAGGGAGAGAGAGAGAGAGAGAGAGAGAGGAAUGAGAGCGAGAGGAGAAUGAGAGAUAGAGAAGCAGAGAAAGGAAUGAGAGAUAUAGAAUUAAAUAACAGAGAGAGAGAGAGAGAGGAGAGUUGAAGUGAGUGGGUUUGUGGUCUUCUCAGCAUAAAAAACAGCAGUGGAGCCUGGGCUGGAUCAUUUACAGGUUUUUCUGUCCUCUUUUUUCCUCUCGUUCUCUCUCUCCUUCUCUCCCUUCCCCUGUCCUUUUCUCAUCCCCUGCUUCUCCAUCCUUGCCUCUCCCCCCUUCCACCCCUCUGCCUCUCUUUCCACCCCCCUCUCCACCUCUCACACACACACGCGCGCACACACACACACACACACACACACACAUGGCCCUCCGUGCUGGGGUCGCUGCACGCCACUGGACUAAAGCAGAAAUGGGACUCCUUCCUCUCGCACGGUUUCAUCUGGCUCUGAAGUGCCACGUUUAGAUUGGCUCGGGCUGAGCUACCGAGCUGCUGCCGGGAGAGUCGGGAGGGUCGGAGGGUUCCGCACAGGUACGGAUGACCGCCAUGAGUGGGAUACUGAAGAGGAAGUUUGCGGAGGUGGAGGCAGCUGCCGCCUCACCAUGCACGUCUCCGCGCGGCUCUGAGGAGGACGACGUGUCCAGCAGUGAGAGUGGGGACAGUAGGGACAGCCUCAAUCCGACAACGUCGCGCUUCUCUCCCGCGUCCAUCCUGAAGCGGGAGAAGCGCAUGCGAACGCGGCGGGUCCACUUUGAGACGGUGACGGUGUACUACUUCAGCCGGAGGCAGGGCUUCACCAGCGUGCCCAGCCAGGGGGGCAGCACCCUGGGCAUGGCCAGCCGGCACAGCUGCAUGCGCCAGUACACCCUGGGCGAGUACGCCCUGGAGCAGGAACGCAUCCACCGCGAGAUGCUCCGCGACCACCUCAAGGAGGAGAAGCUCAACUCCAUCAAGCUACGGCUGACAAAGAACGGCUCAGUGGAGUCGGAAGAGGCCAGCGCACUGACGCUGGACGACAUCUCGGACGACGACCUAGACCUGGACAACACGGAGGUGGACGAGUACUUCUUCCUGCAGCCGCUGACCACCAAGAAGCGGCGAGCCCUGCUGCGGGCCUCGGGCGUCAAGAAGAUCGACGUGGAGGAGAAGCACGAGCUGCGCACCAUCCGCGUCUCCCGCGAGGACUGCGGCUGUGACUGCAGGGUCUUCUGCGACCCAGAGACCUGUGCAUGCAGCAUGGCAGGGAUCAAGUGCCAGGUGGACCGCAUGUCCUUCCCCUGUGGCUGCACCAAGGAGGGCUGCAGCAACUCCACGGGCCGCAUCGAGUUCAACCCCAUCCGCGUGCGCACUCACUUUCUGCACACCAUCAUGAAGCUGGAGCUGGAGAAGAGCCGCGAGCAGCAGCAACAACAACAACACCAUCAACAACAACAACAACCACAGCAGACAGUGCAGCAGCAGGUUGCCACUGGCAAUGGUUACGGAGAGAGCAACGGACACUGCAGCCCAUUGGUUGCAACGCAGUCGCAGCACGGCCUGGAGUUCUCUUUGUCCGAGUCUGUCCAGCAGACGGCCAUCAUGCACUUACAAGCCACAGAGGAAAUGGACGAAAGGCUAGAGGACGAGGACAACGAGGAAGAGGAUGAGGAUGAAGAUGACGACGAUGAUGAUGAUGAUGAUGAGAAUGAGGAAGAUGAAGAUGAUGAUGAGUCAGAGGAGAACAGCAGCAUAUGCAGUGGCCUGUCUGACUCCAGCACACAGAGCCUAGCUGCCAGUGACUCCGAGGAUGAGGAGGAUGACGAUGAUGAAGAUGAGGAGGAGGAGGAGGAGGAGGAAGAGGAGGUGAAGGACUUCCAGAAAGGGCAGAGUAGUACUAACACAACCAACACCACCAAUACUAACAUUACCACCAACCCUACCACCACUAACCACAAUGUUAAUGCUAACAGCAACAGUAAUGGGCUGAGUGGCACCAACAGCAAUGCUAACUCCAUCGCAACCACACCUGAGACUCUUUCAGAAGCUCUGUGCUACACAAAUGGCACAGAAGCACAGGACAGAGACACCAACACCAACGGCAAUGCGUAUUUCCUGAGCCCCGCACCCAAGUACUAUCAGAUGGAGAGCGCUGCUGCUGCCACCACAGCUCCGGCCAAUCAGGAGGCCUACCAAGAAUCGUCCACAUUCCAGGACAGAAUUGCCAAAGGUAACGGGCCGCUGUUGCCGACGGCGUUCGCCGUGCCUCCUGAGCAGCAGUACACAGACUAUGCGCCGCAGACGGACGAGUCGUUUACCAACGGCCACCACUUCACCACACUCUCCAACGGGGCCUCCUCUGCCACCACCAUGGUCACCUGCUGCUCCUCAGAGCAGGAUAAAGCCCCUCCGGCCAAGGCGGCUUUCGGCGACCAGGCAGGACAGCUCAUGCAGAUUGACUUUCAGAACUACCUAAACAAUAAUGGACACGACCACUACGCCACAAACGGAAACUGCUUCGGGCUGGAGCCACUUGGCUCGGAGGUUGCGCACAGUCUGCCUGAGGUGCCGGUGCUGCCGGACGCCACCAAGGCCCCUCCGUUGCUAGAGAGUCUCCAGGAGGUGACCCCAGUCUAGGAGACACGGUCUGUUUAAGAACUACUUUCAUCGAUUUAUUGUUUCAUAGGGAUGUCAGAAUUUAUGAACAUUCGUUUCACUUGUUCAACAAGUAACAAGCUAAUAACUUGCACAUUGAUAUUUUGGGUUUUAUCACUUAAGCCCAUAUUACACGAUGGGCAGUGGGUCUAUAAUAUGAAAUAUAUGACUUUAUAAUGACCCAGGGAAAACUUGUUAAGAAAUAAAAGCUGAAAAAUUAAAGCAGUUGAGAAAAACUGUAAGCUUUAGGCCUGUGCAAUGUAUCUUGUAAUUUCAGAAGUAAAAGUUCUAGUUUUCAUCUGAUAUUGUGAGUAGAACUUUUCUAUGUCUGUGUGUGAAUAGUGCAAACAAAAAAAAAAGAUUGUCGCAGUUUAAUAUGGUCUGAUGUAUGUGUUUACUUAUAAUUGUUUUGAUAAAGCAUGUCAUUUUUUUAAGCUUUUUUGUUGGCAAAUGAUGUUUUUAUAUUAAAAGAAAAGCGCAUUAAUGUACCGUUUAAAGAAUCAUGCCGUUACAUAUGUAAAUCAUACUUUAAGUGCGUUUUUAAAAGCAUGACACUACGCUCUGAAAAUUUAACCUCUCCGCCUUGUGUUAUUGAACAUACCAAACACUAAAAAAACAAAAAAAACAGUAAAUUCAUCAGACAUAUUGCACUUUUGAUGGGGAUGGAGGGACGGAUGCCAUUACUGAUCUCGAAAUCAUAUCAGAGGGUGUGAUAAGAAAGUGUCACUUCCUUUGGUUCUCUUUUGUUUGGGCCAUCUAUUUGUGUUGUCGUGCUUUAGUCCAUACACUCAAGAGAAGUACUUUGCUCGGGAACUGUGUUGUGGAAAGAUGUGGAAUUACUUGAUGGUGUAUACAGGGAUUUCCUCUCGAAUGCACUUUGAAAUGUCAAUUCAACAAUAUAACAGUAUUGUAAAGCAGAGAAACUGUGAAGCAAAUCUUAUGUGAACCGCGGGAGAUUAAAAAGGAUGAGGCUGCUUCGGGUGGAUCUAGAAUAGAACAAAGAGUAGAAUAGGCUACAAAUUAUGAAAUUUACCAUUGAGUGAAAUGAUUGACAAUAAAUAUAAUCUGAGUUUAUUCACAGUUUAACAACAGGUCCUGUAUCGACACAGAAAGGGUUUUCAUUAACACUAAUCUGAAUGUGAAGUGCAAUAGCAUAUGCGUUUGUGGAAGGGAAACAUAUGGGCCCCAAACAGAGGCGUUUGAGGUCACCGAUGCAGCCCCCACAGUGCAUCUGUGCAGUUUAUGAAGUGAAAUGCUCCACUAUGCAUCUCGUUGAGUUCUCAUCUCAUCCCAUUUCAUCUCCCCUUCCUCAGCAGCGGUGGCUCAUUUACACAAUAGCCUCUUGAUAUGCUCUCAAGACUGGACAAUCAAAUGCUCUCGUUGGCCCUGUACAUCACUACAAAAUAAACAGGGCCGCUAUCAAUUAACAGUAUUGUGACAAACACCUACAGUAGCUAUUCUCGUUUGGAAAUAAUGGCAUUUUUUUAUCUUUAAAAAGAUAUUUAUGAUAAUACAUUAACGCCAUUCACAACAUCAUAGUAAGGUGAUGUUCCGCGCCAGAAAGGGAAUUAUAGGGUGUUUCCGAACAGACAAUUGCCUUGACUGCGCUUGAUGGUGUUUUGGGUCCCCACUGUCGACUUCAAAGCAGCGCUGCCACCAGCGACAUCAAGGCAGUGCUGCCUUGCCUAACCCUAACCCUAGCGCCUUCCAGGCAGCGCUGCCAUGAAGUGGGUGGUGGGGGCCCAAAUGACCAUAUAUCCUUGACUACAGUACAGUAGCACAUAAAAGAAACAGAAUGCCUUGCUUUUCUUCUUCUGUUGCUCCGUCAACUCCUGUGUUCUUCAAGCUUCCCAUUGACUCUGCUGCAGCGUUUGAGUGUGUGAUAUUGUAUAGCUAUCAGGCACACAGUGCCUGGGGUUUGCUUAGUGCCAAAGCCUUCUAGCACAGGCUACACUCAUUGACAUUGUAUCCAAGUUAGUAUCUCUGCUGUGUUUGUUUGUUGUUUUUUUGGUAUUUAUUAUGAAUGAUCCAAUGAAAUGUGUAUUUAUUGUGGUUUACUGAAACUGUAUGUAAUUGAAUAAAACACAUUUUUCUUAAA